Messenger RNA from Monopterus albus (swamp eel), 5262 nucleotides. RefSeq names its product fibroblast growth factor receptor substrate 3 (gene frs3). Gene Ontology annotation, molecular function: transmembrane receptor protein tyrosine kinase adaptor activity; fibroblast growth factor receptor binding. Gene Ontology annotation, biological process: fibroblast growth factor receptor signaling pathway. NCBI's taxonomy places the organism in Eukaryota, Metazoa, Chordata, Actinopteri, Synbranchiformes, Synbranchidae. Gene Ontology annotation, cellular component: cytoplasm. The record is from RefSeq and is a predicted model, not a curated record.
CCGGUGUAAACAUAGUGGCGAUGCUCUUUCCUCCCAGAGCAGUGGGUUUUUUGCCCCUCCUCCUGGUCUGUCAGGCUGGCACACCUUUCCUCUCCGGUCCUCCACCGUUUCUUACCUUCUUGCCGCUCCUUCCAGCCUCGUUGUCUGGCUGUGAACUCUCACCCCAGCUGCUUAGGAAAAGUCAUACAGGCAGAGGCCCGUGCUGCAGUAAGGGGGCGUAAUACGAGGAGAAAAAUAACAUUUUUUUUUAACUGUUCUCACUCUGCAUCUUUUAUUCGUAUCUCUGUCGUGCAAGUGCCACAUCCCGCUACCAGCAGCAGCCGCCGCCGAUAACUAAUCGCAGCCUCAAUGCUCGUCUCGCAUUAGGGCUUAUUAAAAAAAAAUCCGUGCCAGACAUGGGGGAGAACAUCAGGCUUCUCUUGAAGAUGUCAGUCCAACAGACUAAGUGGCUUUUGAUGCUGAUGCCCAGCAGAAGAUCCUGGGACUGAGACGCGAAUCCUUUUACACUGAUGGCCUGGACUGAGUUUCAGCUGGCCUGCUGAAGCUAUGGGGAGCUGUUGGAGCUGUCUGUACAGAGACCCCAUCCGAGACAACCAUCUCACUAAAUUUAAGGUCACCAAUGUGGAUGAUGAGGGCAACAAACUGGGCUCUGGCAUCAUGGAGCUCACCCAGACUGAGCUCAUUCUUCACACACGUAAGAGAGACGCCAUCCGGUGGCCGUAUCUCUGCCUGCGACGCUACGGCUACGACUCCAACCUGUUCUCUUUUGAGAGCGGUCGCCGCUGUCAGACCGGGCAAGGGAUCUUUGCGUUCAAGUGUUCCCGGGCUGAAGAGAUCUUCAACCUGCUGCAGGAGCUGAUGCAGUGUAACAGCAUUAACGUGGUAGAAGAGUCGAUGAUGAUGAGUCGCAGUGGUCACACACCAGAGAUGGACAUGUCUCGCACGCCGCAGACACCCAACACUCCAGCAUUCCCUGUCCAGGCUUUUCCCAACGGAUACCCUGGUUAUCCAAUCAGAGGUGACACCUCCCAGCCCUCUCUUCCAGAUGAUCAUGGACAUAGUCUCAUAGGUCUGGAGGACCAGACCCACACCUAUGUAAAUACUGUUAGUAUGGAGGGGGAUCUCUCUAUGCGUCACUGUGUGCACUCCCUACCUGAGGUGCGGCCUAGCACUUUCCCUGAAACAACACGGGGAGCCAUGCCUGUCGGGGGCCAAGGGAACCCACAGUCCAACCUGCGGUGCUGUCCCCUCGAGGAGCAUAAAGAUCCUCAGGUGUUCCUACAGCCGUCCUCACAGGAGGUCAAAUUCAUGCUGGGCCCCACUCCAGCACAGCGCCAUCUGCUGGAGAGAGAGAGGGAGAGGCACGGACUCAAUCCCCACAACCUUCAGCCAGUAGAGGGGGCAACAGGCUCAGAGACGGAAGGAGACGAGCCCUCUAUGCAUCUGUGCAAUUCUUACUCCUAUCACCAUUUCCAUCAUCACAUGCACCGGCACCCACGCCGGCGAGGCGGCGGGAAGCAGCGGCUGAGCCCCAGUAGUGUGUCGCAGUCUGUCGGGUCAAGCAGCAGCAGCAGUACUGGGGACAGUCAUUCCCACUCCCUCCUGCACCCACAUGCCCACGGCCCGGCGUCUCUACCCCCUCAGGGCUAUGCUUGUGAGAGGGGCAUGGGUGGAGGUCACCAUCGGACAGCUCUGCUUAACUACGAGAACCUGCCUUCUCUGCCGCCAGUGUGGGAGUACAGUGCUCUGCAACGGGAUGAUGAGCAGGAAGAGGAAGACGAUGAGCAGGAUGAGGAGGAAUAUGAAGAAGAAGAGGAAGACUUUGACGAGUACGAGUUCUCAGAAGGCCCCGGGACACCCAACGGGUACCACCAGGAUGGUCGGGGCAUCCACAGAGAUGCCCUGCAGAACUAUGUCAACACAGAGCAGGUCCAGCCGCCACGGCUUCGGCACGCCUGCCCCCCACAUGCACGGCCGUGUCAGCCAGACAGAGGGGGGGGGAUAUUUAGCUUUGAUUUCCGCAGACGAUCGAGGUCAGGGGUUGGAGGCUGUGAGCACAGCCACAUGCCUCCAUCGCAGCAGCUGAAUUACAUCCAGGUGGACCUAGAGGGAGAACCUCCCUGCCAAGCCCUCAGCAGCGGGGGUGUGCAGACUCAGACACAGCAUCAGCGCCUGCCACCCAAAACACAUGGGCCCCAGGCACCACGGCGCAGUGAAUGCUACGCAGUCAUUGACCUGAAGAAGACAGCUGCCAUGUCCAAUCUGCAGAAGGCUCUGCCUCGGGAUGAUGGGACUUCCAGAAAGACUCGCCACAACAGCACAGACCUGCCUGUGUAAACGGUGUUCAAAGUGAAGAGGAACGGCGAAGACGGAUGAAGGCUUACCCUCAUCAUAGCACACUGGACCCUUCACUGUCAUCCAUCCAUUCAACUGUCGGGCUGACCAAAACAGUACAGGUACCUAAUUAGAAACUUAGUGAAACCUAUCUGUGCAUAUAAAAUGAAAUGAGGCAUCUCUAAGGAGAAUCUGCCAUUUUAUUCUGUGUUAUUUAUUAGAUAUGUAGUGUGAAGACAUCUGCAGUAUUUACUGCAAAUACUGUUUGCUUGAUAUAUGGAUCUAUGACUUAGAGCAGAGACCUAUGUUUUCAGUGGAAGCAUUCAUUGCCAUACUGUAUUCGCAGAUUUUAAUUCUUAAACCCACCUCGGCUCAUGAUUAUUAUUGUUCCUAUCACUUACUUAGGUUACAUCCAUGUGUUUUUGUUUGUUUGUUUCUUUGUUUUUUUUUACUUAAAUACUGUAAAAGUCAAAAAUGUGACCCUCAUUACCAAAAGGCUUGGAGGAGUUGUUGGCAUGCAGGAAGGUUUAUGGUUCCUCAUAGCUACCGACCACUAGUCAUACCUCAUCGGAAGCACCUGAGUCUAAUGCUGCGGCUGGUAGAUGAGACCCGUCUUUGUUACUAUAUGCCUAUAGAGCAUUUUGCACACAAUCCAAUGGAAUUGUAUUUUAUCAUAUUUUAGAAAUAGUUUUGUCACAUUCAAGUUGGGGGAAAAAAGAUUUAAAUGACCAACAGAGCAGGUAUUUGAUAUUUAAAGAAUUAGACUAAACUGAACGAUGGUAAAAGUAGCACACAUGGAUUCAACGAGCUUUGACUCCCUCAUAUAUCCACAUGCAGCAAAUGAAAAAGUAGCAUAUCAUCUUCAGUCACACCUCCUGGUUAUCAUCCCAGACCUGCAGGACGUCCAUGUGUUUUACUUUCUUGUCACGUUGCACUUUUGACCCUGGGCCACUGAAACGUACUGUCACUGCUCACUUUUUCCAGAAGCAGGGGGCCAAAUACAUCAUGGACACUUAGGCAGCAUUGUAGAUAGGGUUUAUUUAAAUGUUUUGAUGGAGACAUCGAUAACCUCAAACACUGGCAUUAAGCUAUAACCUCAUAUGAAAUGUGCAGAAUCUAUAAUUUGCCAGUUAUCAAGUGUGAAUGGUCUGUAAAGGGUCGUCAAGUACGUCACAAAGUCAUGCAGUGAAGAUUUUUGUGAGGCUAUUUAUCAACUCUCUUAGUCAGAUAUUUAUUUAUUUAUAUAUUUUAUUUAUUCAUUCAUUUUUUCUAACUGUAAUAAUUUUUUUUUCCCAUAUGAGGACCAGCGUUUUGUAAUCCAGUUGGUAAUAUGGAGACCAAAGUUUCACCUCAAAUUAUCACUGGAUACUGGUGUAUUACUGUUAUAACUGUGCUUAAUUAUAUUUUGAAAAAAAAAAGACUAUUUAUAUUUUAAGUGCCAAAACUUCAUUGCAAACUGUAUGAUAAAUAAAAUAAAAUGUGCCAUUAGGAUUUAUUGAACAGGUGACAGUGCUCGGGAUACAAAUUUUAACAAAUACCUGAAUCUAACUUUUUAAGGAUAAUAGAAAUUAAAUAAUAAAAAUUGCACCUUCCACCUCAUCCACAUCGACAGCCAUUUUGGAGCGGGAUGUAACGAGGAUGUUGUACCUUGAUAAUCUCAGUUUGGGUGGUUUUUAUGCUGCUACAUGUACAUACUGACGGUAGCCCAUGUAAGCUACAGGUACUUGUCAAAAUGAAAAGUGAUGUCAGAUCUUUUACCAUAUUGUUCAUAGAAGUAGCAUUGUUGUCUUCUUCUGAGAUGAUUUCUGAGCAGUAGAAAUGUAAUGUACCAUUUGUGUUUCAUUUGGCCAAAACUGAAUUUGUUUUCCUGACUGGUAGGAGAGGUAAGGGAAGCACAGGCACAUCGAUGCUGUCAUGUUUUUGUUCAGGUGUCAUAUCAAGUUGAUAUUUUCAGCUGACGAAGGAAGGCCAACUUAUCUAGAUUUAUACAAAUGUAUCGGUUGUCAGAUGCAGGUGUAUUGUGGCAUUUAAUUGAAGUUGAUAUAUUUUCAUUAAAGAGCUGAAUAUGAAACACAUACACAUUUUCUGAUACAGAAGGUUUUUUGGCUUCUGUUUAACAUGACUACAAGUAUUGAAGCAGGUGGAAUGCAUAUAUAAUUUCUUCAAAUUCACGUGUGCCAAAAAACAGGUUCAGGUUUGUCAUUGGUGCUCACAUCACCAUUGUCCAACUGAGCCCUCCAAAGACAGAAAUCUCUCACAUGAAUUAACAGAAACAUCAAACUUCAACUGAAAAGUUUGUGUUCUCAGUCAUUUAGCUUGUGACAGUCAGCAAAUAAUAAAAUAAGCCCAGCAUAACUUUUCCUGAACCCAAGGCGACAUCUUCAAAAUGCUUUCUUUCUGCCCAACAGUCCUAAAGCCAAAUUUACAGUCAAAUUACAGUGAUGUAAAAACUGAGAAAGGUAAGCGAUUCCUCACAAAUGAGCAAAUGUUUUGCAGUUUUACCUAAUACAUGACCAAUCAAUAAAUCAAAUGAUGAGUACAGUGCUACUUAUUCGAUAGUAGCAAUAAUGUGAAAGUAAGAGACAUUCACAGCAAAGAAGCCUUAAAUACCUCAAAAUCAAAAGUUAAUCGUUUGGGUUUUUUGCUUGAUCACAAAAUCAAGUUUUUGAACAUUUUUGAAAGGUCUCUUCUAUAACAACAGAGCCACUGUCAUGAUACAUUGGAGGGAUGUUUACAUUUUUUGCAAUAAUAGAUGAAUUAUUGUUUUGUCGAUCUAAAAUCAGACCAGUGUGUGAUGUGUGAAGUUAGUAGUCUUUAGAGCCGUGAGCUUAAUGUAUUCAAUCACCUGUUCUUAUGUGAAUCAGUAGUCUCUUCUAUUAUUUCAGGUAUGUUUUCUGUUCAACCUUCAUGGUGCGAUUUUAGCUAUGA